This is a messenger RNA of Myotis brandtii (Brandt's bat), 1224 nucleotides long. RefSeq names its product transmembrane protein 196 (gene TMEM196). NCBI's taxonomy places the organism in Eukaryota, Metazoa, Chordata, Mammalia, Chiroptera, Vespertilionidae. The transcript is spliced from 4 exons. The coding region runs from base 114 to 650 and encodes 178 amino acids. The record is from RefSeq and is a predicted model, not a curated record.
AAGGAAAAGUUUUGGGGUCUGGUAGGGGGAGGAAGGGGGAGGGAGUAGUGGAAGAAAGAAGGUGGAUGGUCGGUUUCCCACGCUGAGCUGGAAGGAAUGAUGACCGAGGAAGGAUGUGCACCAGCGGCCAGAUUAUUGGGAGCCUCUUGGUGCUCUCCGUGCUGGAGAUAGGGCUGGGGGUGUCCAGCGUGGCCGUGGGGGCGGUCAGCUUCAGCCUGGCCCUCCGACAGCACAAGCCGCAGCUCGGAGACUCGUCCCCGGUAUGGAGCGGGGUGUGUUUUCUUCUUUGUGGCAUAUGUGGAAUAUUGUGCGCCAAAAAAAAAUCUGGACUUAUCAUGAUCCUCUUUUCCGCCUGCUGCAUCUGUGGCCUCAUCGGGGGCAUCCUGAACUUUCAGUUCCUUCGGGCUGUGACAAGAAAGACCUCUUCCCUCUACCCCCUGCAUCUGGCCUCCAUGUCCCUUGCGUGCAUUGGGAUCGGGGGCUGCACCCUCUCUUCAUGGCUCACUUGUCGCCUGGCCAGCUAUGAACAGAGGAGGAUGUUCUCGGAGAGGGAGCAUUCCCUGCAUCACUCCCAUGAGAUGGCUGAGAAAGAAAUGACAGACAACAUGAGCAAUGGAGGACCACACCUGAUAUUUAACGGAAGAGUAUAAUUAAUGUUGUAAAGAACUGAACAUUUUUUAGGAUUUUCACGAGGCAAGGAAAUACCAAAGGACUAGGAGAUGAAACUGAAACAGUUCUUGCAUUUGCUGUUAUCUCUCCCGAGCACCCACUACAAUUAUUCUUUCUCUAUUUUGCCUCUCUUGUGUCUUCAGCUUUUUUUAUUAGGUGAAAACUGUCCAGAAAUGUUCUAGGACAGUAAUUUCAACACUUUCCAGAUGGUUCUAAAAAAGACUUUUCAGUGGGGAAAAAAGAGGAAAAGAUGAAACUGAAAGAUUCCUCUUCUAUACAAACAUUAUUUGACUAGCAUGAGUGUUAGAUUUGUUAUCACCUAUUUCGUAUAAGUAUUCAAAAAGUGCAAGUAUCAAAAAUAACAAUAACUUGUUGAUGUCUUUGUUUUGAAAGACAGUGGCUUCAAGAAAGCCAUGAUUCAAAACCUCAGCAAUGCCUUGUUGUAAAAACAUUGUAAUUAUUUUCAACUUGUGAAUGAACUAUAUUUCAUAAUUUAUUUGUAAAUGACAAAAUAACAUAAACCAUAAAAAAAGAUUUUUUUAGAGAGAGAACACU